Messenger RNA from Plectropomus leopardus (leopard coralgrouper), 716 nucleotides. The record is from RefSeq and is a predicted model, not a curated record. Lineage: Eukaryota; Metazoa; Chordata; Actinopteri; Perciformes; Serranidae.
AUGCUGCCGGCCUCCAUCCAGAUCACGGGCGAGCUGCUGUCGGCGGCCGAGGUCCAGGACAUCUGCGAGAGCCUGAAGGAGGACGGCGUGCGGCUGCUGUCCGUCCGCGGCUGCCAGCUCUCCGACCGCGACUUCGGACGCGUCUGCCGCAGCGUGGCGGAUUCGCGCUCGCUCGCUCAGCUCAACCUGAACCUGGGCGUGGUCUCCAGCAUCAGCCGGACGCGGCACCUGGCGGACGCCCUGAAGACCAACCGCUCGCUGCAGACACUGUUUCUCCACGGCAGCCCGCUGCUGGACGCCGGCCUGGUGACCCUGAACCCGGCGCUGUCCACCCACCCGGCGCUGGUCUGUCUGGAUCUGGGAGACUGCAUGCUUGGAGACGAGGCGCUGGGUCUGAUCUGUGGGAUGCUGCCGCCGGACGGAGCAAAGUCAGGUCUGAGGGAGCUGACUCUGAGCGCUAACCCAGGAAUCAGCUCCAAAGGCUGGGCUCGCCUCGCCAUCGCUGUGGCUCACAGCUCACAGCUCCGAGUGCUCAACCUGGACUACAACCCGCUGGGUGAUCAGAUUGCGGGGAUGCUGGCGGUUGCAGUGGCGUCCAGCAGAACCCUGGAGGUCCUGGACCUGGAAGGAACUGGACUGACGAACCAAUCAGCACAGGUCAACCAAUCACAGAGUUCCUUCCUCCUCUUUACUCCACCGCCGUCCUCAGUGUCCCU